AUGCUUGUAUCCAGGGCCGCCGCCGGGCUACCGCCCAACCCUCAUGGGCAGGAACUCGCAAAUAUCAGUAUCAUCAUGUGCGCUCUUGCAGGUGUUCUGGUCGUUGCGAGACUCUGUGUUCGCAUUUUCAUGCAACGGAACACUGGUUGGGAUGAUUAUACACUCAUUGCUUCUUUGAUGUUGGCCAUUGGAAUGACCAUCUGCUUCAAUCAAGAGGUCUAUUACGGCAUGGGGCUUCACACAAAGCAAGUUGACGCAGAUAACAAGGUCAUGGCAUUCUUGUGGCUUUGGAUCGCCCAACUCUUAUACAAAUUCGCAAACGGAUUGACCAAGAUAUCGCUUGUGUUGCUCUAUCUGAGAAUUUUCCCGAGCAGAACAUUCAAGAUGAUCUCCUGGGGUGUCAUUGGUUUCGUCAUAUCCUACUGCACUGUUGCAGUUUGCAUGAGUAUCUGGCAGUGCGAUCCCAUUGAAAAGGCAUGGAGGAAAACCCUCCCAGGCCAGUGCAUCAAGAUCGGCAUACUGUGGUAUGUGAACUCGGUGUUCACACUGGUGGCCGAUGUGUUGCUCAUCGUUCUCCCGUUGAAUCAAAUCUGGCAAUUGAAGCUACCACUGUCACAAAAGAUCGGACUGGUAUUUGUGUUCAGUUUAGGAAUAUUUGUCAUGGCCUGCACUAUCAUUCGAUGCGUAGCUUUAGGACCAACAGUCUCUCAAACAGACUCAGUUUACUACCAAGCCAAGUCGAACAGCUGGACGUUCCUCGAAGUCGACGUGUCAAUCAUUUGCGCAGCCUUGCCUAUCCUAAAAGCACCCCUGAGCAAGCUUUUCCCCCGCCUAUGGGGCAACAGAACAACGACUGCAGGUACUGGGGGCUCUGACUCCCACAAGAUGAGCCAGGGAACCCAUAACAUCGGACUAAAGGCCUUCGGAGAUUCUCAACUUCGAUCUGGCCACCGACAUUCGCGAAACGUGCACGGUGAUGCAGAAAGUGACGAGGAGGGCAUAUUGGAUUCCCGAGGGAUCCGGAAAACGACAAACAUCACUUUCGAUUAUGAAGAGGCGGCGUCAACAAAGAGCUCGGAGAAGAAAGGCGUUCGUGGCUUCGACUUUGAGCUUCAGAAAGGAGGCUUGCGAAAUCAUUGA
Molecule: messenger RNA, 1140 nt
Organism: Exophiala bonariae
Lineage: Eukaryota; Fungi; Ascomycota; Eurotiomycetes; Chaetothyriales; Herpotrichiellaceae
Exons: 7
Coding region: 1-1140 (379 amino acids)
Source: RefSeq, a predicted model, not a curated record